Alosa alosa (allis shad) is the source of this 2264-nucleotide messenger RNA. It is a transcript of the gene khdc4, whose product is annotated as KH domain containing 4, pre-mRNA splicing factor. Bases 108 to 1877 code for a protein of 589 amino acids. The transcript has 14 exons. Gene Ontology annotation, molecular function: RNA binding. Gene Ontology annotation, cellular component: nucleus. Lineage: Eukaryota; Metazoa; Chordata; Actinopteri; Clupeiformes; Clupeidae. The record is from RefSeq and is a predicted model, not a curated record.
CAGUCAGUUGCUGGCGCUGCAACUAGAGAGCACCUCAGUGAAUGUGUACACAGUCAAUGGUAGCUUGAAUUUUCAGCAGAAGUGUAUUGAACAAGAAAUUGAAAUUGAUGUCAUAUGGUGGAACGCCAAACGGCGGUCGCCGCAGCAAGUGGGACCAGCCGGGGCUAGCCUCAAUGGGGGAACCCGAGGCUGCGCCAACGGGGGCUCUGGAUGCGGCCGCUGCCGUAGCCGCCAAGAUCAAUGCCAUGCUGGUGGCAAAGGGCAAACUCAAGCCCUCUCAGAUCGGCGGUCCUGGGCCCGUGGACAAGGGUGCGCCUGGUAAGCCUCAGCAGCCAAUGAAAGCCAAGGAUGACCUGGUGGUAGCUGAAGUGGAGAUUAAUGACGUGCCUCUCACCUGCCGCAAUCUUCUGACCCGGGGACAGACACAAGACGAGAUCAGUAAAGUGAGUGGUGCUGCAGUGUCAACUAGGGGGCGCUAUAUGACAGUAGAAGAGAAGAACAAGGCAUUACCAAGUGAACGUCCACUUUACCUUCACGUCCAAGGACAAACCAGAGAUAUAGUGGAUCGAGCGGUGAAUAAGAUCAAGGAGAUCAUCACCAACGGUGUGGUGAAAGCAGCCACCAGCUCGAGUGCGGCGGCAGUCACCGUCUACCAGCAGCCCCCUCCCCCAGCGCUGCCCCCUAUGGGCCAGAAACCACACUUCCAGUCCGGGAUGCACUAUGUCCAGGACAAGCUGUUUGUGGGCCUGGAGCAUGCUAUCCAGGGUUUCAAUGUGAAGGAGAAGGUGGAGGGCCCCGGCUGCUCCUUCCUCCAGCACAUUCAGACGGAGACGGGGGCCAAGGUCUUCCUCAGGGGGAAGGGAUCUGGAUGCCUGGAGCCAGCUUCAGGGAGAGAGGCUUUCGAACCCAUGUACAUCUACAUAAGUCACCCCAAACCCGAGGGCCUGGCUGCAGCCAAGACUCUGUGUGAGAACCUCCUACAGACAGUGCAUGCCGAGUACUCUCGCUUCCUCACUCAGAUGACGGCCAUGGUGCCCACUCAAGGCUUCAUCCAGCCGCCCCCAGUCAACGGCCUGCCCCCCCAUCCCCCGUACUGCCCCCCUGCGGGCUACCAGCCUCCAGGCUACCCCAUGCCCAUGCCCCCGCCUCAGCCCAUGCCCCCACCCUAUGUUGUACCCCCACAUAUGCCCCCUGGGACGCCCCCUGCCCCAAUCCCACCGCCCAGCGCUCAGUACCCCAUCAACCCUGCACCGCCCGUCAUGCCUCAGCUCCCUCCGGCUCCAUUCCCCCCAGUGGCUCCAGUUCCGCACAAAGCCCCUCCCCCCUCGUCCUUGGCCAACCCCCCACAGAAGCGGCGCUUCACAGAGGAGGUCCCUGAGGAGCAGGACAGCGGCCUUCUGGGAUACCAGCAUGGACCCAUUCAUAUGACUAAUUUAGGUGCAGGCUUCUCUGUGGGCAGCCCCGAGUCUUCAGGACCCCCGCCUUCUAGUUCCUCUGGGCCUCCCAAAGAGAGGGACUGUAGGCAGCUAAUGCCCCCGCCACCCAUGCCAGUCAACGGAGGACUGCGGCAGCCCAAACUGGAGGAGAGAAGGCCACCGGCCCCCGCCCCCGAACCGUCUGUGAAGCGUCUGAAGACAGGACUGGUGGCUUACACCGGAGACUCGUCUGAUGAAGAGGAGGACCACUCAAUUCUUAAACCGGCCGGGGCAGGUAACUCGGCCAUGACAUCCUCUUCCUCUUCCUCCUCAUCCACCUCCUCCUCCUCCUCCUCCCUCUCCUCAGGAUGGACUCUGGGGGUGUACCGAAACCCCCCUCCCCAACCGGCACGUCCCAAAACACAGGCACCGCAAUCCAUGCCAUUUUGGAUGGCCCCAUAAGACACACACACACACACACACACACACACACACUUGCCCUCCACAAGGACAUCUGUUACUCAGACUCACACACACUCUAAAUCCCGUCCUGUAAAAAAACCCUGACACACACACUCACACGACCCUUCUUGUGUGUGGAGGGCUUGUCUCGUCUAUGAACUGCAGUAAUGAAUUCGUUCUGGGACGAUAAAGACUUUCGGCGGCAGACAUGGAUGCUGUUUCGUGAAUGAGCUGUGUCCUCCCUCAGGGGGUGGGAGGGCAUACAGACUUGGAGGCAGCAAAUAGACCCCAAAUCAACUGGAAGGUGACCUUGGCUUAUCCAAGGACUGUUUUUUUGAGAUGAAGUGCUAGACCACAAUAAACAGUGAAUCAUUGUUUAUAAUUGUA